Rhizophagus irregularis DAOM 181602=DAOM 197198 is the source of this 579-nucleotide messenger RNA. The record is from RefSeq and is a predicted model, not a curated record. Lineage: Eukaryota; Fungi; Glomeromycota; Glomeromycetes; Glomerales; Glomeraceae.
AUGCCAAUAAAUUCUAAUACAAGAAAUAUAAGAAAUGCUCCUCUUGUUUCUAAUACAAGAAAUGUUCCUUCCGCUCCUGCUACGCGUUCUACUGCAAAUAAAUCUUGGAAAUCGAAUACAAAAAGUAAUAAAAAGGAGGCGAAAGAAGAAGUAGCGACUUUAGUUAUGCGAGUUUUGGAAAAAGUUGGUUCUCAAAAGACUGGAAUUUCAAAAAAUAUGCGUCUGAUCGAUCAAACUCCUGAAGUCGUUAAAUGGUAUAAUACAGAACGAAUGCGAACACUCCCAAAACCAAUGCAAGUCUUGCUUCUUGAACUUUGUCAAAAGUAUGGCUUUUCUUAUCCCCGAUUUCAUCAAAAGAGCGGGUCUAAUAAUAAAUUGACUUACAUCACUUGUAAAGUUAAUCAAAAAUCAUGGGAACCUGACACGAGUUUCUCAAAAAGAUCUGAUGCAAAAGAUCAUGUGGCAACCCACACUUUCAACAGUUUAUUCCUUAAAAUUCAAAUUCGUGAAGAGGAGAAAAUUAAGAAAGAAAAUGAACUAAUAAAAGAUCAAUGUGCCCAGCUUAAAAGGAGAAACUAA